Molecule: messenger RNA, 1410 nt
Organism: Bactrocera latifrons
Lineage: Eukaryota; Metazoa; Arthropoda; Insecta; Diptera; Tephritidae
Gene: Ttc19
Product: tetratricopeptide repeat protein 19 homolog, mitochondrial
Exons: 4
Coding region: 39-1262 (407 amino acids)
Biological process (GO): mitochondrial respiratory chain complex III assembly
Cellular component (GO): mitochondrial inner membrane
Molecular function (GO): protein binding
Source: RefSeq, a predicted model, not a curated record
UUUUCCGAACAGCUGAUCAUACAUCAAAAAAAUUAAAAAUGAAUUCGGUAAUUGUAUUUAGUAUUUCGCAAUAUUUAGCUCGAAAUUUAAAAGUGCUAAAUUUGCGGAAAGUUUUAAAAUUAAAAACAAUAAAUGGUAUUGAAAUAGAUAAUAAUACAAACAUAAACAACCAAAACCAAAAAAAAUGGAAAAACGAACCGCAACAAGAAGAAAAUUUGCGGAAAGUUUUAAAAUUAAAAACAAUAAAUGGUAUUGAAAUAGAUAAUAAUACAAACAUAAACAACCAAAACCAAAAAAAAUGGAAAAAAUGGAACGAACCGCAACAAGAAGAAAAUCGGGAGCAACAUAAAUGGUCAGAUUAUAUGGCGCUUUCAAAAAUGGGUAUUGUUGCCAGUGGUGCAUUCUCCUUCGGAAUCUUCGGUAAAACAAAAGACGAAGAAACGCCAGAGGAUAAAUUAAUAACUACUAUUAAACGUUCAGUAUUAUGUAUACAACGACAAGAAUUUGAUAAAGCAGAACAAAUGUUGCACCUGGCAUUACGUAUGGCUCAAGAUUUGCAAAGUAAGGAAGGUGUUACCUAUAUUUAUGAUGUCAUGGCGAAUCUUGCUAUGGAGCGGGAACAAUUCAAAAAGGCAGAGAAAUUGUUUGCUGAAGUAAUGAAAAGAUUGUUCAGUGAAGGUUAUGGCGAAAAUAGCUCCCAGGUAAUGCAUAUUAGCGCCAAACUAGCUCACAUGGCUCAAUUGCAAGGAGAAUUAGACAAAGCUAUGCAAGGGUUUACAUGGACUUUGAAAAGAAUUGAGGAACAUAUGAAGCAAACUCCGAAUGACAAGGAUGUCCAGGAACUGCUGGGACUAACAAAAAAUUGGUUCGGUCAAUUGCAAAUGAAACUAGGUAAAUAUUCUGAUGCMAAAAAGUCGUUUCAAGAGGCUUAUGACUCAUUAGUUGAAAUUUACGGACGAAUAAACGAGGAAUCAAUAACCAUCCUGAAUAAUCUUAGUGUGACGUGUGUUAAUCUUGAGGAAUAUGAACUGGCCAAAAAGUAUUUAAUGGAUGCUUUAGAAUUGGUGAAAGAAUUAAACGAUACUGCACAAGAAGGCGUUUUGCAAGCCAAUUUAGGGUUAAUUUAUCUGCGGGAAGGUUUAAUAACUAAAGCCACAGAAGCUUGCUCGCUAGCUUGGAGGAUUGSCAAGAAUAGUAAAAACUUGGACGCGGUCGAACAGGCCGAAUACUGCCUUAACGAAAUAAAAUCUUUUGCGCAAUGAAGAACCACAACGACACUACCGCUGUCUUGUAAAUAAAGCUGUCCUGUGGCAAAUAAGCUAUGUGAAUUGCCUGACAUUAAUAUAAUUUGUACAAAACUCGACUAUACUAUUUAUUUUAAUAAACAUUUAUAGUGAUUGAAAAAAAUAA